UAUAAUCUUCUAAUAAUCUAACUACAAAACCAAUUCUCUCUCUUUUUCUAUAUCUAUAUCUAUAUCUAUAUUAAUAUAUAAGUACAUGUGGGUCAGUCCAACCUCUUAGCUCACCUUCCACUAUCCUAUAUUUAUUAAAACUUUCUUUCGUCCUAGUAAACUCGACCCCUAGCUAGCUUAUAUAAACUUCCAUACUCAAACCAUUUUCAUUUCCUCUUCUCAUUAUUAAUUCAACUUAUUCUAGUUUGAAAUUAAUAAUUAAUAAACAAAUAAAUCAUCCUACAUAAUCUUCCAUGGAAGGCAAAUUAGAUCAACAUCCAUCUCCAACAACCCUACUGCCUCCACCACCACCACCACCACUUACAUCUAAUAAUUUAUCAUCAACAUCGUUAUUACCACCCCAAAUUGGUACUCCUAAUAAUAAUUUCCUCUUCUCAACGCCACCACUGCCGUCACAGCAAUCGCAUCCAUCCUCGUCGUCGUCCUCAACGUUACUAAUGAAUAAUAACACUAACCCUAAUCAGGAAAUCGAUUGGAUCAGCCUUUUCUCGGGUAGUGGUGGUCAUCAAGCAGCUGCAGGGGGGUUUGCAUCCAAUGAGAUGAUGACGAUGAUCAAUAAUAAUAAUAAUAAUAAAAAGGAAAAAUGCUACGAUCAUGACGAUCAUAAUAAUAUUAACGAGGAAGAUAAUCAGAGUAAUAAGAGGAGAGCCCCUGGGAAGAGUAGGAAGACAGCUCGGCCAAGGUUUGCGUUUCAGACGAGGAGUGCUGAUGAUAUUCUUGACGAUGGUUACAGGUGGAGAAAAUAUGGACAGAAAGCUGUCAAGAACAGUGCAUAUCCCAGGAGCUACUAUCGAUGCACGCAUCACACGUGUAAUGUAAAGAAGCAAGUGCAGAGGCUAUCGAAGGACACAAGCAUUGUGGUGACCACAUACGAGGGAAUUCACAAUCAUCCUUGUGAGAAACUUAUGGAAACCCUAACCCCACUCCUCAGGCAGAUGCAAUUCCUCUCUAGCUUCUAAUUAAUAAUUAUUAAUUAAUUUCUUUAUUAACCACAUCCACAUAUGUAAUCACCCCGGCCGGCCCCCUCUCUAUCUAUCUCAUCAGUAAUGAUCUUUUCUGGUAUAUAUACAUAUAAAUAGCUAGGAACGUAAAUUAAAUAUUUGGUGUGGUAUAGGAUAUAUAUAUGUAACGCAUGACGAGAAAACAGUAUAUAUAUCAUGAUCUUAAAAAGGAAAAGAUCAUGAGAUGUAUGAAGAAGAAGAAGGAAACUUUAUCUAUA
This is a messenger RNA of Cannabis sativa, 1279 nucleotides long. RefSeq names its product probable WRKY transcription factor 56. The record is from RefSeq and is a predicted model, not a curated record. Gene Ontology annotation, biological process: regulation of DNA-templated transcription. Lineage: Eukaryota; Viridiplantae; Streptophyta; Magnoliopsida; Rosales; Cannabaceae. The transcript has 2 exons. The coding region runs from base 294 to 1019 and encodes 241 amino acids. Gene Ontology annotation, molecular function: DNA-binding transcription factor activity; sequence-specific DNA binding.